UAAAAUGCCAACAAGUCCCCUCGAAACCUUCUUCCUAUACACAAACAAAAACACACGAACUCAAAUGGCAGAAUCGGUGCCGGAUUCACUCCACCUGAAUGUCACCAAACUGCCGUCCGAUUCUCUAGAUCUCCCUGUGAAUGGUGGUCAUGGCAGUUACAGCUACUCCAAAUAUUCCUACUAUCAGAGACUAUCUGCAAGUGUUGAAAACACAAAAAUUGAUGAGGAAAUUGCUGAGAAGCUUGACGUAUUAAGCUUCUGUUCUACUACCAAAACAAUUCGUUUGGCAGAUUUGGGAUGUGCAACCGGACCAAACACAUUUUUUGCCAUGCAAAAUGUAAUCAAAGCUAUUAUUCACAAGUAUCAAUCCCUAUCCCCCACAUCUCCAUUGCCUGAAUUCCAAGUGUUUUUCAACGACCAAGUCUCCAACGACUUCAACACACUCUUCGUCGCUCUCCCGCCGGAGAGAAAAUACUUUGCAGCCGGCGUGGCGGGUUCUUUUCACAACCGGUUAUUCCCAGAAUCCUUUCUUCAUUUCGUGCAUAGCAGUUAUUCUCUCCAGUGGCUCUCUGCGCUGCCUCAAGAGCUGAGUGACAAGAACUCUCCGGCGUGGAACAAGGGGAGAGUUCACUACACCAGUGCCCCUGACGAAGUCUUUCAUGCAUAUUCAACUCAAUUUGCAAAGGACAUGGACAACUUUUUGAAUGCUAGAGCAAAAGAGCUUGUGCCUGGAGGAAUGAUGGUGCUUAUCUUGUCCGGAAUUCCUAAAGGGAUGCCUUACUCUCAGCUCCCCGCCGGUACGAUGUAUGACUUGCUUGCAACUAUCCUCAUGGAUAUGGCAGCAGAGGGCCUUAUUAAGGAAGAUCAAGUGGACUCCUUCAACUUGCCUUUUUAUGCUGUUUCUCCGGAGGAGAUGGCAGGGUUGAUAGAGGGAAAUGGAGGUUUUAGCAUAGAGAGGAUGGAGUUAACGAACCCGGCAACAUGGUUGAAAGGCCCAGUUGACAUACGAACAUGGAUUAUGCACGUCAGGGCUGCCAUGGAGGGAAUGUUCAUCAAACACUUUGGGAGGGAGAUUAUGGAUGAAAUGUUUGAACGAUUGAUAACAAAACUUGCAGACCAUUCUGAGCAGCUCGAAUCAAGAUCCCAGGAAAGAGUUCAACUAUUUGUUGUAUUAAAGCGUAUAUGAUGAUGAGUACGAAUGCAAUUUCAUAUUAUCUUAAUUAGUACUCAUCAUUUCAUGCUUAUAAUUUGUUUGAUUAUGACGCUUAAUAUGCUUAUUUAAUUUACUUCUUUGUGAGACCAGGUUUGUGACAUGAAUAAAUUUGAGAAAAUAUUAGCA
This is a messenger RNA of Alnus glutinosa, 1339 nucleotides long. RefSeq names its product loganic acid O-methyltransferase-like. NCBI's taxonomy places the organism in Eukaryota, Viridiplantae, Streptophyta, Magnoliopsida, Fagales, Betulaceae. Gene Ontology annotation, biological process: methylation. Gene Ontology annotation, molecular function: S-adenosylmethionine-dependent methyltransferase activity. The record is from RefSeq and is a predicted model, not a curated record. Bases 5 to 1186 code for a protein of 393 amino acids. The transcript is spliced from 3 exons.